UUACUAUUUUUUGUCUGAUUACUGAUUCUUCAAGUGGUUACUGUUUGUACAGCAUCUUUCGACGGUUGAACAAUAUUGUAGGUUACGAUAGUGAAGAGUAAUGGUAAUAGCUGGUGCAGAUCGAGAAGAUGGCGUGUUCUAUCUUUUCGAUCUGAGUCAGUUGUUGCCCAAUGUGAAAGAGGUUGAGUGGAUCCCACAUAGGGCAAGAAGCCGUAAGAUCAGUUUCUAUUCCUUCAGUCGCUCUCAAGCGAUUCGUCUAUGUAUUGCGAUGCUACCGACUACUUAAGCUGAUUGAACUAUGAUACAUUUUGCAUCGCAUGA
Suhomyces tanzawaensis NRRL Y-17324 is the source of this 321-nucleotide messenger RNA. RefSeq lists its product as uncharacterized. The record is from RefSeq and is a predicted model, not a curated record. NCBI's taxonomy places the organism in Eukaryota, Fungi, Ascomycota, Pichiomycetes, Serinales, Debaryomycetaceae. Bases 101 to 286 code for a protein of 61 amino acids. The transcript has a single exon.